AAACAAGUUCCAGCAAAGGCGAACAAUUUUGACUGUGAAGAGCGAGAUGGCGCUGUGUUUUGUGAAAACAUCAACGUUUGUUUUGCUGGUCCUAGUACAAGUUUGUCAUGGGAAGGACCCUCAACCCCAACAGAUUCACAUCUCAGCAACAGGAGAUCCCACAGAGAUGAUGAUCACCUGGGUCACUAUGGCUUACACCAACUACACUAUUGUGGAAUACAAUAAGGCUGGUUUUCCUCUUACGCUGCAGAAAUCUGGCAGCAUUACUAAAUUUACUGAUGGUGGUUCAGCACAUUUGGUGAGAUACAUUCACAGAGUUAAACUGACAGGACUGGUUCCUGCUCAAAGAUAUGAUUAUCACUGUGGAGGAUAUGAUGGGUGGAGUGAAGUGUUUGCUUUCAAUGCCCUCAAGUCUGGAGAGGACUGGAGUCCAAGACUAGCUCUUUAUGGAGACUUAGGUAGUGUCAAUGCAAAAUCUAUUAGCUACCUUCAAGAGGAUGCUCAGAGAGGAAACUAUGAUGCUAUUCUUCAUGUUGGCGACUUUGCAUACAAUAUGGAAUAUGAUAAUGGAAUGGUUGGAGAUGACUUCAUGAAUCAAAUUCAGACAAUUGCUGCCUAUGUUCCCUAUAUGACAUGUCCAGGAAAUCAUGAACUAGCUUACAACUUCUCAAACUACAGAAACAGGUUUUCAAUGCCAGGAAACACAGAAGGUAUAUUUUACAGUUGGAACAUUGGUCCUGCACACAUCAUCAGCUAUUCUACAGAAGUCUACUUCUGGUUGCAGUAUGGAAUUGAACAAAUCGUUCAGCAGUAUAACUGGCUUAUCAGAGACCUUGAGGAGGCAACUCUUCCUGACAACCGCAGUAAACGUCCCUGGAUCAUCACCAUGACACACAAACCAAUGUACUGCAGUAACAAUAAUCCUAAUGAUUGCACAAAAACUAACAGCAUGAUUCGCACUGGAAUAACCUCCAAGCAUUUGUGGCCUUUGGAAGACUUGUUUUACAAAUAUGGUGUGGAUUUGAUGUUGGAAGCCCAUGAGCACUCCUAUGAACGUUUGUGGCCCAUUUACAACAUGCAGGUUUGUAAUGGAUCUCGUGAGGAGCCAUACACCAACCCUUGUGCCCCAGUUCAUAUAAUCACUGGUUCAGCGGGAUGUGUUUCGAGGCAUGACCCUUUCAAGAAGGAUAAGCCAUUUUGGACAGCUUUCCGUACUCUGAAUUAUGGUUUCACUCAGAUGACAAUCCAUAAUAAGACUCACAUAGGCAUACAGCAAGUGGAUGUUGACCUGGGUGGGGAAGUUGUUGACAAAAUAAUGCUGAUAAAGGAUGUUCAUGGACCAGAAGCUUGGGUUAGAAAGAAUGUGGAGAAUUGAAAGCUGAGGAGAAUGAUGAAAUCUGGACAACAGCUUGUUGGAAAUUUACUCUUCCAGUAACUUGUCACUGUUGGUAUAUAACUAAUCUUUGCAGAGAAGCUGAGCUAUGGUCUCUCCUUUUGUAAUUACUUUUUUUCACAAUAAUUUUGCAAUAUAAAGAGGGUACAGGGCACGUGUUUACUUAAAUAAACAACAAUUCACUGUUGUUUAUUAGAACAGAAUGCAAAAGUAGCUUGGACAACUAAUGAGGAACUGAUCAACUGAUGAA
Pocillopora damicornis (cauliflower coral) is the source of this 1643-nucleotide messenger RNA. RefSeq names its product acid phosphatase type 7. Gene Ontology annotation, molecular function: metal ion binding; acid phosphatase activity. Lineage: Eukaryota; Metazoa; Cnidaria; Anthozoa; Scleractinia; Pocilloporidae. The record is from RefSeq and is a predicted model, not a curated record.